AUGCCCUACGACCGCGUAAUCCGAGACUCCGAUGACGACGAUGAUCCCUUGUUGGAGGAGUGCCCAUCUCGCAUCCACCCUGCGCCAGCCCAUCGCAGCCAUACCCCCGAUGCCAGCUAUGGGGACAUGUCAGACGAUCCGCUGCACGGGGAAAGUAGCCGACAAAUAGCGAUCGAUUUCGACGAGUUUCUCAUCUCCCAGGGAGCCGCGCAAGCGGGGAUAUCAUCCUCUCAGCAGCGGAGAGAAGAAAGAUGGAUACCAGCCAGUGUUGGGGACGGGUCAAUUGGAACUAUGAUGACUGAAAUUGGCCUCGCACAGCAACAAUUGUUUGAUGGCGAGGAUGCCCAUACCUCGGCACAGUCAGGUCCAAGAAUCGAGGACGAGCAUGAUGGUUCGAAGACAGUGGAGAAUAGGAAUGGAUUCAUCGACGGGCAAAACGGUUUUCAACGUGAAAUAAAUAUUAUUGUCGACACAGGUGCUGUUUCCCUUCCGUCAAUACAGCAACUAGGCGCACAAAACAAUGGCCGUAUGGAUAGCAACCCCGACGAUUAUUAUUAUCAGCAUGUCAUUUCUGCGCCGGUAAACCACAGCACCAGUUUAUCUAGCCAUGGUUGUGCGCAAUCAGGGACAUCAUAUAACAUCUUCGAGUCAUCCUUACGACCAUGCGAAAGUGCAUACUCUGAAAACAACACAACGCUCAAAUCCUAUCAAACCAUAUCAACGCAGACGAUGCAGAAGAGUCCCAGGCGAUGGAGCUCGAUUCAAGGCGCACCGCCAUCACCACAUGACACGGAGCCCAACUCAUCUAUUCUCUCAGCAAAAGCUGCUAGGUCCAGAAGUGACAACGUCAACGCGGACGAGAUUCUCCAGUCCCUAAGUGUGGACGAACGCUCUCUGCCCGUGGCUAUUGAGAUCCCACCAGUGGGGAAGAAACGAGGCCGACCAAAGAAAAGUCUUCCAGAUAAUGACGAGGAGAAUGAGCUUGCUCAGCCUGUUGGGAACCAGAUUGUUGAUCAGCCGUCCAUACCUGAGAAGCGUAGACCAGGUCGACCUCCUAAGAACCAAAAGAUGGCUGAAACCAGUGUGGACAGGAUAAGCCAGAUUACUCACCCAGAUGAUACGCUGCCCCUGCCAAAGCAAACAGAUGAUGAAACCUUAAACACAGCAGAGAACAAUGCAUCUCAACCACCUAUCCAACACAGCGCUCCCGAACCGAAAGCAACAAAUAUCUCAGCCGAAAACCACGACAACAAAACCAAUCCGCUAACGAACCCCACCAAAGACUCCAAGAAGAAAAAGUUGAAACGCGGCAAAACCACCUCAGUAGUGCUCAAGAAAACCUACGAAUCCGACGUCGAAGACGACGUGAUCUGGGUCGAUGAGCGACCAUCCCCCACAACACUCCAAGACGUGACAUCAGCACCUUUCUCAGUCAACAUCGAAAUAGCAAAUCCGUCUCCCUCUCACGCAAACGUAUCCGACGAGACAAGACAAGACGACGAAAACAUGAUGAAUCCAUCCAACACAAUCCAACAGUCGGAACAAGCCCCGAAGAAACGCGGCCGUAAAAGAAAAAAAACAUCGGAUCAGCCACAGCCCAUUGCAGAACAACCAGAUAAUCCUCCCAGUUACCAACAUGAAGAAUCCUCCCAUCUUAAUACAGAUGCUCAUAAUCCGUUUUCACUAGACAAUCACACCACGAACAUUGAAGCGAAUAAUACCCUCCCUGCUCAGAUCACAUCUCCUGAAGAACAGAACACAUCGUCCCACUCGGAAUCACCACCCAAGCAGACAUCCAUCUCAAACGCACCGAUGACUCCGAGUAAACCCCCCCCUGGAACACCACUCCAAUCAUCAACGGAUCCCAACCCAGAUAUAACCACCAAAGGACCAGAUAAACACAGUCCCAUCUCAUCUACAAGCAAGGUCCCGUACCGAGUGGGCCUGAGUCGACGGGCUAGAAUUUCGCCGUUGUUGAAGAUUGUUAGAAGGUGA
Aspergillus tanneri is the source of this 1995-nucleotide messenger RNA. RefSeq lists its product as uncharacterized. The transcript is spliced from 2 exons. The record is from RefSeq and is a predicted model, not a curated record. Gene Ontology annotation, molecular function: DNA binding. Bases 1 to 1995 code for a protein of 664 amino acids. NCBI's taxonomy places the organism in Eukaryota, Fungi, Ascomycota, Eurotiomycetes, Eurotiales, Aspergillaceae.